Molecule: messenger RNA, 5579 nt
Organism: Anopheles stephensi (Asian malaria mosquito)
Lineage: Eukaryota; Metazoa; Arthropoda; Insecta; Diptera; Culicidae
Gene: ADD1
Exons: 4
Coding region: 394-5256 (1620 amino acids)
Source: RefSeq, a predicted model, not a curated record
CCCUGUCACGCACGUAAACAAAGGCUCGGUUGCACCGCUUGCACGCUCUUUUACACAAACACACCCGCACACGAGCAUAGAAACUUCUUGUAAAAUGCGUCAAAGUGUAUGUGCUCGCGUCAGAACGGGUCGCCGAGCUCUCUAGAUGGUCCGCCUUUCUGUGACGCGCUUCGAUCAGACACCAUCUUUGAGCGUUCAGCAAGUGAAAAUUUUGUUGGUUGAGUUGAGCGUUCCAUGAGCCUGCGUGUGCUUAACGGGCAGAGGGUGCUUCACCGGGGAAACAAUCUCGAUUUAGGAAAAUUGAACACGAUUGAAAACAUUGCAAGUGUGCAACGGAUACGGUAAGCGGUACAAAACUCAUCCGAGGUGUAAAACCAUUUUGACGGUGUCAAAAUGCCAGCAGAAUAUUACGAUGAGGAUGGGUUUCGUUUGGCAUUUGAUAAUGAAACAUCGAGCGACCAGAAGCAGUUCUUUAUGCGCGCCUUUCCAACCGUCAGCAAGAUCGCGGACCGGCGGGUACACUGCACGUCCUGCGAUGUGCACAUCGGUACGGCCCCGGUCUCGGAAGCGAUCAUCCGGAUGCAUCCGGUGCUGCGGGUAACGCACUGCCGCAACUGCCACGCCUUCUACAACAGCGGCGAGUUCGACAAGGGUGAGGAUGGGAGUGAGCUGUACUGCCGGUGGUGUGGCCAGGGCGGUGAGGUGUACUGCUGCUCCAACUGUCCGUACGUGUUCUGCAAGAAGUGCAUCACGCGCAACCUGUCCCGGAGCUGUGUGCAGGACAUUGUGCAGAACGAAAAUUGGCAUUGCUUCAGCUGUGCGCCGCACGUGCUGUGGACGCUGCAAGCACAUCACUGGGCGCUGGAGAACUUUAUCGAAAAGCAGAAAAGGGAAAUAAAAAGCCAGCAGCUAUCCAGCCACGCCAUUAGCUCACUGAUGAAACAGGACCGUACGUACUGCUGCCAGGGUAAGGGGGUCGGUCGGUUGAAAGGUGCGAGCCCGAGCAGUGCGCCGGUACCGAAGAAGGUGGCGGCCAAACGUGCGUACAGUGGUGACACGGUUACGGCGAAAAGGAAAUCGUCCGAGGAUAGCAGCAAAUCGCUAUCGCUCGAGUCCGCCGACACUUUGACGCACUCGAUACUAGGACAGUUGCAUCUGGAUGGUGAUGGUUCGGGUUCACCGUCCACCACCACAAUGGUCCCCACCACGUCGGGCAGGGCCGGCGGAACCGGCGGCAUGCAGAAAAAGCAACAGAAAACGGUCACGUUCGACGACGGCAAGCUGCAGGUUGGCGAAACACCGGCGAAGAAAAAGCGCACGGGAAACAAUGAAGUCGUAUGCACGCCGGACAUUCUGAGCAUGAUGCUGUCGGAUGAAAAUCCGGCGUCCAGCAGUACUGGUCCGCCACGGCCGCCAAUUGUAGCCGUCGGCACGAAGCACCCGGUGCCGGUCUCUCCAAAACCGUCUGGCUAUGGCAACAGUGCGAUCGCUGGGUCUCCUUUGGCGGCAGGGUUUACCGUAAGCCCGGUCGGAACGGGCAUCCCCACCAAGACCAUCAUUCCGAAGCAGAAAGCCAUCCUGCACCAGUCAAUGCCACGCAAUUUGGCCGUCAGCGUGCCGCCGGGCCGAGGGAUGAUGGCCAACCCUGCGCUAGCAGCCCCCGGCCAUCCCGAAAGCGUCGUGAAUCAGGAACCGAUAACGCAUACGGUGCGCGUUCCGGCCCAGACCGGUCAGCGGCAAUCGAACGCUAACGCACCGCUGUACACCACGUUCGAAGGAUUUCGUAUCGAUUUGCAAACGGCCAGCCAGCAGGGCACGUACCGUUUGCCGAACGGUAAGGUAAUAGUCGUGCGGAGACAAGCGCCCGACAACGCGACCGGAGUGGACGCCACCGCUGUUAAGCAAUCCCCGGUACAGGCGGUAGCGCCACCGGCGUCUGGUGGUCUUACCCCAAUCCCAACCGCCCGUUUGAUGCUGAACAAUGCACUAACGCAACAGCAGCAGCCAGCUGGACCAGCGAUCAUCAGAAACGGGCAGGAUCAGCAGUUGAGACGCAUGCAGCAGCAGCAGCAGCAGCAGCAGCAAAUGCAGAAGCAACAAUUCCAGCAGCAGCGCUUCCAGUUGCAGCAGCAGCAGCAAAUGCAAAUACAGCAAACCCAUCAGCAACAGUACGCCAAGCAUCUGCAGCACAUGCAGCAGCAGCAGCAGCAGCAACAGCAUCAGCAUCAGCUGCGUGGUGGGGUCCAGGUGACUGCCCCAGGCGGGAUCGUGCGCAUGACUCGUCCAGCCGCGUACAUGAGCAACACACCCGGAACUAGGCAAUCGACGAGCGUGGGCGCCGUGCGGGGAACGCCCGACAGUACCCAGACCGACCCGACCAACGUUCAUCCCUACUCGAUCGUGAACGUGCUGACCGCGCUCGUUAACGGGCCGCACGAAAACAGCCAGCUGGGCAACGCGCAGAAGGACUUCGAGAAAGCGAUGCUGGCCGGUGCGGAGGUUUGUAAGCACAUACUCGCCAAGAUUGCUUCGCUGGCGGAAACCAAAUCGAACAGCAACGUGCGGAACCUGCGGGACGUGAAGGAGCUGUUCAUCCACAUGUCCUACCUGGUGACGUACGGUAUCGGGCGCUUCAAAACCCUGCACGAACGGUGCGUGAACGAUGUGAAGAAGAUGGGCUUUACGCAGGAACUGGACUUUGUGAUGGUGAACGACCGGAUACAGAGUUCUUCGGCACCGGCCGAGGAGAAGGAGGACGGUGCCAGCGAGCACGAAACACCCGACACGCAAAACGAAGAGGAAGAGGAUGAUGAUGAUGAUGAUUGUGAAAUCAUCGAGCAGCCGCAAACGGUGAUCGAGGUGGAUUCGGACGAUGAUACACCGACCAAAGAGGCGGACACGGGAAGUGAGCGGGAGGUGCUGACCACCGCUACUGACAAGCCAGCGAUCGGUAAGGGGGUCGCGUCUGGUGAUGCCACUAACACGAUUACGGUGGGAGAAAUUAAGGUGACAUGGAGUGUGGUGAGCGAUCAACCUUCGGCGGAAGCUGUGAGUGGCGAUGGUUCUGUGGAAAACAGUGGCCGUGCGACAGCUGUUACCGGUGAAGAGGAGAAAGCGGAAGGUGCAGAAGCGAGUGGUCCGUCGGAUGAGAAAGAAAAGGCGGUUGAGGCAGGAGUUGCUACCGGUGAGAAGCAUCUGGAGGAUGGACAGUCCGCGACAGCGACAGCCAGCAGUUGCUCCGACACGAAUGGCCGCCCACAGCAGAAAACAGUUCCACAAGAAAGCGCAGAAGGAAGCGAGAAAAGUGCGGAAGUGAAAGAUGGGGAGGUGGAACUGAUCGAAAUAUCGGACAAGGAAGUGUCGGAGCUGCUGGACAUUCACAUAAGCAACGACGAACCAUCCACGAAGCAGAAUGCGAACCCGCCGUCACGCGAGACUGCUGAACCGAUGGAAGUUAUAGAUUCGGAUGAUGAAGCUACCCGUGCGCAAAACACGCAACACGGUCCUACGGUUGGAAUGAUAGCAGGUGACAAAGUACCUCGCGAUGAGAAGGCGGCGGCUGGUACCGGCAAGAUGUCAGCAGAUGCUGUCGAAAAAUGUAAAGAUAAAGUGGAAGUGGAAAAUUCGAGCAAAUCGGGUGAUACGGCGACCGAGGAAGAGCCGGAGCAGAGCGUACCGGCGACGGACGAUAGUGGCCAAGGUCCGCACAACGACUCCUCGCUGCUCGACGAGCUGGAACAUUCGUCCAAGGGCAGCAGCAGCGAAAUUCUGAACCUGAUGGACGCGGCUGACGAUAGCUACCAUAGCGAUAGUUCGGAUAUGCAGUUUACCUCCGAAUACACCAUCCGGGAGGCGAGCGAUGAACCGCCGUCGAAUCGGGAAGCAACCGUUACAAGCACGUGCGUAGAGGCUGAGGAAGCGAAAUCAUCCCCCAGCACGGAGGUAGACAGUCCGGCUGCAAUGGAGCCCGAUGAACAGGAGCCUGACUGUACAAAGGAGCGGACUGGGCAUGAAGAUCCGGAAGCUAUCGAAGUGUUGGAUAGCAGUGAGGAAAGCGAAAGUGGCAAGAACAUCACGCUCGCUGGGGAUAACGCGUCAAAAGGCGAACAUGUACCAGUGGCAGAAAGUGUUGAACAAUCGUCAUCAGCAAAGGAUCGUGCUGAAGAAACUGUUGUCGUGGAACAGACCAACAAACCGAUAGAAGCAUCAGCUGACGGAGAUAAGGAAAAGCUGGAAAGCAAUGUAGCAAGCACUAUGAAUGAGUUACCAACUGAAGAAAAGGAAACAGGCAAGGCGGACGAGAAGGGAAAGAGUGAGGAAGAACAAAACGGAAGCGAAGAGAACGUUAAGGAAGUAGAAGAAAAAGAAACAAACAAAGCUGAAAAGCAACAGGAAGAACAGGCAGAUGAGCUCAACUCAGAAGCGUUAGCAGAUAAGGACAAAGAUGAUCGCCCUGCAUCUGGUGAGUUGCAGAACGAUUCCGAUAGCGCUGCAGCUGCUAACAAUACCGUUGAGAUCAUCUCAGCUGCUAGUGAGGGUGGUUGUGAGCAAGACGUUGGCAUAAAUGCAAAGGGAGCAAUAUCUCAAACAGCUUUGGCAAAAGACAAAGGCACUGCUCCAGAACCAAUGGAUGUAGAUAGGGAGGCGCAGCACUCGACGGAUGUUGUUGCUGUAGCUGAAAAACAAGAUACAGAUGGUUUAUCUGUAAUGGAGGUUGCGGAAGAAGUAACGAAGGAUUCAGCAUCAGAAAUAGAGCAACCGGACAGUUCCAGUGUGAAGGAUGCAACCGGGAAGGAGCAAACUGCAAUCAGUGAAAAAGAGGUAGAUGUCCCACAAGUUGAGGCACUUUCGGAAGAGUCAUCCCCUGCAGGAAAUGAUUCCCAAGAAUGUGAGAAAAAGAUACCGGAAUCGGAUAGCAAAAGUAAAGACACGAAAUUGUCCCCUGAAGAGUCGCCGCAGGAUUGUUCAGCAAAGGAGGAAAACGCUCCAUGCCAUACUGCUGCAGCAAUGGCUGAUCAGCGUGUAGAAGAUAAGCUCAGUGAUAGGAAGAAUCAACCGGAAGACUUACCAGCCAGUACCGAACCAUCUACGGUUAGUUCCGAAACGAAAGAAAAGGAGGAAAAGGAAAACGUAGAAAAGGCAGUUACUAUCCCAGCUGACACUACAGAACAGCUGGAAGAAGAACCGCAGGUAAAUACCCCGAUGGAGGUAGAUUCGAGGGAGUCGAAUUUGAAUUCGGAGCAGGUGGCACUUUAAGUUUCUGCGCACAAAACGUUUUGCUUUCUACUUCUCUCUCUCCAAGAGAGGCAUUUAUCAGGAGUAUCAGGGGGCUCAAACGUAGCUUUUGGAAAGAAAGCAGGAGUUCGUUUGGCUGCAAAUGUAAAUAUAUGACCCGUAAGAUUCGCGACAUUACUUUCGUGAGGAUGUCCUGUGUGAGGUUAAUGUUAAGCUACCUAUUCUAGACGUAUGUCCCUAAGCUGAGCUUAGUCAUCGGUUGUUAGGUACAACCAGAAAACCCCAUUAUUCCCUUGAGUAUAAUGACAUUGGAAUAUAAUAAAUCUAAUUACGAAACAUGAAAA